UGGGCUCUGCUUCAGGAAGCUUCUACCUAUUUCACUUGAGACCUCACCGGCUCCUCAGAUCCAGAGAUGAUCAAGAGGGACCAGGAGAUGGCGAACUGGGGGACUCCCCAGGGCCCAGGACCCGUGGUGUCCACCGUGGUCAACAUCCAGCCUGAGAUGGCCGUGCCCGACCACAUUGUCUGGUCCCUGUUCAACACGAUCUACUUCAACAUCUGCUGCCUGGGCUUCGUGGCAUUAGCCUACUCCGUGAAGUCCAGGGACCGGAAGAUGGUGAACGACAUGAUUGGGGCCCAGAGCUACGCGUCCACCGCCAAGUCCCUGAACAUCGCAGCCCUGGUCCUGGGCAUCCUUGGGACCAUAGGAUCCAUUGUUCUUGUGGUGUUGCAGGCAGUCACCAUUGCAGCAGCGGUGGCCAGGCAGAACCACAGAGGCUACUCCUAG
Molecule: messenger RNA, 441 nt
Organism: Phyllostomus discolor (pale spear-nosed bat)
Lineage: Eukaryota; Metazoa; Chordata; Mammalia; Chiroptera; Phyllostomidae
Product: interferon-induced transmembrane protein 2-like
Exons: 2
Coding region: 67-441 (124 amino acids)
Biological process (GO): host-mediated suppression of symbiont invasion; response to interferon-alpha; response to interferon-beta
Cellular component (GO): plasma membrane
Source: RefSeq, a predicted model, not a curated record